AUGGUUCGUGUCGCGCCCCUGCUGCUCGCCGGCGUCGUGGCUGCAGCGGCGUCGCUGCUGCUGCUGGUUGCGCCAUCGGCGGCGGAGCUGACGCGGGUGGAGCACCCGCCCAAGAGCGAAGGCUCGCUCGCCAUCCUCGCAGUUGGCGACUGGGGGCGCCGGGGGCAGUUCAACCAAACCCUCGUGGCCCAGCAGAUGGGAGUGGUGGGGGAGAAGCUGGACAUCGACUUCGUCAUCUCCACGGGCGACAACAUCUACGACGACGGCAUCGCCAACACCAGCGACCCGCUCUUCAAGGAGUGCUUCACCAACAUCUACACCGCCCAGAGCCUCCAGACGCCGUGGUACAUCGUCCUCGGCAACCAUGACUACACGGGCAACGCGCUGGCACAGCAGGACCCCGCCAUCCGCGAAGUUGACAGCCGGUACCUCAACCUCGCCAAGUCCUUCAUCGUCAACUCUGAAAUCGCGGACUUCUUCCUCGUGGACACAUCACCGUUUUACCUCAAGUACUGGAACAGCAGCAAGUACGAUUGGAGAAACGUUUCUCCUCGCGACACCUACAUCGAAAACCUCCUCAAGGAUCUGGACGAUGCCCUCGUCCAAUCUGAGGCUCCAUGGAAGAUUGUGGUUGGUCACCACCCCAUCAGCAGUGGCUGCGAGCAUGGGAACACCACUGAGCUCCAGGAGUUGCUCCGACCAAUCCUUGAGGCGCGCGGGGUCGACAUGUACGUGAACGGCCAUGACCACUGCUUGCAGCACAUCAGCAGCAGAAACAGCCCUGUUCAGUUCAUGACAAGCGGCGGUGGGUCCAAGGCAUGGGCCGGCAAGGUCAAGACCACAUCUGACAAGAUAGAGUUCAUCUACGACGGCCAGGGAUUCAUGUCGAUGCAGAUGAGCAACACGGAGGCGCACCUCGUCUUCUACGACGUCGCUGGCAAUGUCCUGCAUACCUAUGACAGCACCAAGAGCGAAGAAGAAGAAGAGGAUGAUGACUAA
Molecule: messenger RNA, 999 nt
Organism: Miscanthus lutarioriparius
Lineage: Eukaryota; Viridiplantae; Streptophyta; Magnoliopsida; Poales; Poaceae
Source: the annotation of a GenBank genome assembly